Molecule: messenger RNA, 5135 nt
Organism: Tyto alba (common barn owl)
Lineage: Eukaryota; Metazoa; Chordata; Aves; Strigiformes; Tytonidae
Gene: CGGBP1
Product: CGG triplet repeat binding protein 1
Exons: 2
Coding region: 507-1010 (167 amino acids)
Biological process (GO): regulation of transcription by RNA polymerase II
Cellular component (GO): nucleus
Molecular function (GO): double-stranded DNA binding
Source: RefSeq, a predicted model, not a curated record
CAGGCCCCGCCGCUCCUCGGAGGCCCUCACGGGUGCGAUGGCGCCGUCCAGCCGGCGGCCGGGCCCCGGGGAAUAAACACGGCGAGUGUCGGCUCCCGGCGGCGGGGCGCUUCCCCCGGCACCGAGGGGAGCGGCGAAACCUGUUGGGCGGCUGGAAAUCCAGAGUUGUUUUCCUCUUCCUCCCGGUCUGAAGUACUCCCCGGUGGCACCGCCGAGUCAAGGGGCGCUCAUCCGCCCGCCCCGGGGCGGCUCGGCUCCUCUGGAAGCCUAACGGCGGGCGUCUGACCCGCACCCGCACCUUCCCCCGCUCGUGGGAACCCAGAACUAGUCCAGGCAGGAGUAGCCAUCAAAGAAUCGAUGCCAAAACUGGAGAGAAAAAAAAAAAAAAAAAAACAAACCAAAACAAAAUGACACUCCCGAAGUUCCGUGUUUCAGUAGUUGUACUGUUCGCAGAAUUCCAAUGGAUUUGGGUAUAGUCUUUCAGGUAAAGCUUAUUGAAGGCAACAAUGGAACGUUUUGGAGUGAAGUCCGCUCCAUCACGUAACCGCUCGAAGACUGCUUUGUAUGUAACUCCUCAGGAUCGUGUAACUGAGUUUGGCAGCGAGCUGCAUGAAGACGGAGGAAAACUCUUCUGUACUUCCUGCAAUGUGGUCCUGAAUCACGUUCGCAAGUCUGCCAUCAAUGACCACCUCAAGUCUAAAACACACACAAAGAGAAAGGCAGAGUUUGAAGAACAGAACGUCAGGAAGAAGCAAAGGACUCUGACUGCCUCCCUUCAGUGCAACAGUACUGCCCAGACAGAGAAAACCAGCGUCAUCCAGGACUUUGUGAAAAUGUGCCUGGAAGCGAAUAUCCCACUUGAGAAGGCUGAUCAUCCGUCUGUGCGAGCCUUCCUGUCCCGCUACGUCAAGAAUGGCAGCUCGAUACCUAAGUCAGACCAGCUAAGGAAAGCAUACCUGCCUGAUGGGUAUGACAAUGAGAACCAACUCAUCAAUACCGAAGACCGUUGAGAAGAAAACUGUUUUCAUCAUCGUUGUGAAGUUUUACAUAUUGAUGGUGUGGUUUAUUUUUAUAUUCAUGCAUAUAUACAGUGUUACAUAUUGGUUUUACAAGCUAUUUUGUAUUAUUGUAGAAAUGACAAUCUAUUUGUGAACUUAGUGGUAUGCCACAGACUUGCUAACCCUGCUGUAGACUUCAGAGCUACGCUGAUGUAGAACUCGUGAUGCAAGUAGGGAACAUACCUGGCAUACACCACAACUGUGUUCAGUCCAGCUGUAACUGACGCUAAGAAAAAGGCACUUGGAUGGAGGACCUUGCUUACCCAAACUGUGCAUCUAAAUACUUGAGGAAGAUGAUGCGGUAGGGAUUGUUAAUCAUGUCGGUGGAUUGCUUUGUCCCGUAUCCUGUCCACAAGUGACCAAGAAGAAGUACUGCACAUGUGAAAUGCAAGAAGCUGUAGAAUGGUUAGUUUAAAUAUAACUGCUCUGUUGGGGGAGGAUUACUGCCAAUUCCUAUUCAAGUUCGGUUUACAUUCUAAAAUGAGAAACAGUUUUCUUCUAGAAUACUCUCUUAUCCUCCUUGGUGUGACUGUGGAUGUAUUCAUUCUCUAGCUCGCAUAGCCGGUCUCUUGCACUGAUCUCUGAACUCCCCUAUUCUCAUGAAGCUAGGAGUUCCGCAGGUUUACCAUGACAUCUUUUUUGAAAUCACUGUUUCAUUGUCUCAGUUUAACAUGACCCCUUCAGUGUCAGUGCCAAUCUUCAAAGUUGAGUAGGCAAGCCAGUCACUGAGUACGGUUUGCAGUGCAGCUGCUAGCGAGAGAAACUUAUACUGGACCAAGGUCUUAGCAGAGAGGAUUAAUGCCUUUUUCUUCCUAGCAAAACAAAGGAUGCUAAAUCUAAAUUGGGGGUGCGGGAGGCAUGAAAUUCUGGAGUUGAGAAAGCUUUUCUACAGUGCACAGGACAAGAGGCUUCUCCAUCUUUCCCUGAAGGUCUUCUACGUCUCUGGCCUUGUCCUCAGCCGUUUAGUCAAAGGUGGUGGAGUGAUUAAAAUAGUUUUCAAAAUAGUUACUGCAGAGGCUAUUCAAUACCUGUAAGCGCAAAUAGGAAGGCGUACAUACUUUGAAGCUAUACUGGAAUUAUAGACUUGGGCUGCAUUUCUUAUUCUGUGUCAAGGCCAUUUGUAUUUGACUGUCAAAAAGUAAAAUGUAAAAUUGAAGAAUUUCAAUAAUAUUACCCUCUCCUGAGUCUAUUAAACCAUUACUGAGCUAUUCCAAAUUAUUAUGCCAAAUAGUCCACUCGAUGUAAGUGCUCUAUAAAGUUUUUGAGUGGAAUGAGGGAGUAUUGUGCAAAGUGUUGGAAUACGAGCAACUCCUGCCUGCUCUAGAUUUCUUUUGAGAUGCUCUGGGUUCAGGGAGGUGCCAGGCAUCAUCUAGCAGCGCAGAAACCCUCCCCUCGGUGGAUACAGCGGUGUAAGCAUGCUUUAACUCCCUCAGGUGGAGCCAGUUGCUCUGUUUAGCUUCCUUUCCCCAGUAGAGUUUCACAGUAUCUGUUUCUCAUUAUUUCUUUUAUUCCAGAUAUUUACAGCAAUACUAAGUAAUUACUAGAGAGAGACAAAGUAACCUGCUUAUUUUGUUUCUGGAGCUAUUUCCCUAGCUAUUUCUAGACAAGUCUCUUUUGCUGGAUUGAGAGAGAUUUACAUACUUAGUAACGACUGUUUUUUGUGCAAUCAGCCUCUACAGAAAUGCACUUGUGUUACAUUAUAACCAUGUCUUGUAGCCUUCUGCUGGGAGACCUGUUUGAAUAAACGGGCGAAACUACAAAGCAGAAGGCUGCCUAUCCAGUGUACCAGUCCAGGGGUACUCAGUACACUGCUGCACCUUUGGUCCCUGUUGAAGCUACCAGGACAGUCAUAGCAAUCCUGUCAGUGAUACUGGUUGCUAGUUUAGAACUUCAGGCAGAAAUAACAGUAGUAAUUUUUUUCUCUAAUCCUAGAUAUCAAAAGAUGCCUUCCAAAAUUUUGUUUGUUAUUGCACAAGCUUGGGUGUAGCUUGAGAUCAUUAACUGCCUUGGGCUAGAACUGUUUUAUAAAUCUUCUUCAGCCAAGUGAAAGACACACUGCCAAUAGCCUUUUCUGUCCUGACAAUAAUUGAAAGUGUUCUUUUACGGCUGCUGUUUCAUUACAGUGAAACAACAUCCUUGCUUUAUUUUUUUUUUUAACCUUAUGAAUGCUAUCUUAGAAUUGAAGAAAAUAGAAAACAGUGGAGGAUUGAGAAAACAGGCUUCCAUUAAACAAAAGCAUCUAGAGAAAAUGUUAUGAUUAAAAGGUAUAAUUUGGGCUAGUUAGCUCAGGUCUUGAUAACAUGGGAUUUCACAGGCUGCACCCCCUAAGCAUUUUAUAUAGGAUUCAAUGCUGUAUGUUUUUCUCUUGACUGUCAAACUGAAAGACAUUUUGAAAAGCUUAAUGGUAACAUUAAAUAGGCUCUUGCACAACUGAAAAAAAGCAAGUAACUUCCACUUACAUGGUUUUACAUAAAAAUAAAAGUUAGCAACAUCAACAGCUUUUGUUAAAAAAAGAAACCCAGUCAUUUUCAAUAAGACAAAGCCAUAUUAGAACACUUAGUUUCUAAAAAUCUUACUCUACUUAUAAAGCAGUCUGUGUACAGAGCCUCAAUUUACAGAAUUAAUACAAUUCUGUAAGUAUUUCCAGUAAUUAUUCUAGUACCAAUUUAUUUUUUAUGCAGAACUACUGCAGAGGAUAUGAGCCUUGUGAGGAACCUUAUCAGUGUAGCCAUAGGCUACCAACUCAUAACAAUUCAGAAGUAAAAAUUGGUUAUCAGGAAUUGUAUGACACUGACUUAAUUCCAAUGCACAGCAGUUUGUAGGACACUGGUGUCAUAAUAAUUGGAUAUUUUGUUUAAAAAACAAUGACAACAACAAAGAAACCCCACAAAACAAAAAAAAAAAAAAACAAACCAAAACAAAAAACAAUAACAAACAAACCAAAACCACAAUAUUUUUCAAGUUUUAUGAAAAUCAAGCUACUGAUCUGUUACAACAAGCAUUUUUAAUGGAGUAAACUAAUGAAAAAUAAAGCACUUCCAGGUAAUGUAGAAAUAAUAGUAAGUUUAUAUUCAUGGAUAUAAUCCAGAUCAUCAACAAGACAGUUACACUUAUUUUCUUUAAAGUAAAAACUGUUACACUCAGUCUUGGAACAGACUCUUGCAAACACUCAAGUUCAGAGCAUAAUUCUGCCCGUGUGGCUGUAGUUGGAUAAAGCACAACCUUGGUUUAAUUGCAGUUGAUCUUAGGGAAGAUUUACAGUGGAAGUUUUGUGGUAUAUCUAAACCUAAGUAAUAACUGAUUCCUAGAACAGAGGCUGUGGUUAAGUUGUUUAACAGUCUCCAUGGGGUUUUCCCUUUUUCUGCAAGAACACUGCAUUAUUUUUCCAUAUAUUUCCUGUAAAGAGUACUUUCAGAAGUAAAGGGAGGAUGGUAGCAAUGUCUGCUUUUCAUUUUACGUACAUAUGUAGGGACACACUAUAAGGGAUACUUUUUGCCAGGUGGUUUUAUUAAUAUAUUUGAAGCUCUAAAUGUAAUAUUAAAAAAAAAAAAAAAAAAAAAAAAAGAAAAAAAAAAAAAAGAAACAUUUUCUUCUCUGACCAUGUACUUAUAUUUGUUUAGCCAACUCACAGCUAAAAUUACUCCGAAGUGCUUUUCUUGAAACAACAGUUUCAAAGAGUAAAAUACAAACAGGAACAUUCUCUGGUUUGUGACUACUUACAUGUAUGCACCAUGUUAGUUUCAGCUUGCAUGUUCUUGACAAAACGUGAGCAACUUCUAAUAUUUUUAAGCAUUUUGAAGCCUGUCAUUUGGCAGGUCCCUAGAGGGGGUGAAACAUUCGACAUAAUGAAAGGGAAAGCUGUUUUUCAAUUGAGAGAGAAACUUGGUUCUGCAAAGUAUGAGAUAUUCUCAUGAUAGAAGGACUAUUUUUAGCCAGAGCCCCUUUUAGCACUUCUGUUGAACUGAACAGUGAAAUGCUCCCUGCUAGGUUUUACAGCAUAAUGAGCUGGUUUUCAGGAAAAAAAAAAAAAAAAAAAAGCUGGAAGUUUGGCAAGGAUAAUCUAUUUAUAUUUACCUA